AUGUAUUCAAAUGAAAAUACAGAAGUUUACAAAUCAGUCGUUCUUUCUGUCAAAUUGGCAUCAGAGCUAAUGGCAAACAUGAUGAAUCAAAUGCCGUUGCCACGGCUAACGAAGUUAAAUUACGAAAACUGGAGUAUCCAAAUGAAAGCUCUUCUCGGAUCUCUAGACGCGUGGGAGGUGACCAAAGAUGGGUUUGAAGAACCAACAGAUACUGAGGGAUAUACGACAGCUCAAAACAAGGCGUUGAAAGAGACGCGAUCGAAGGAUAAAACGACACUAUACAUGCUGUUUAGGGUUGUUGAUGAAUCAGGCUUCGAAAAGAUUGUCGGUUCGACUACGUUGAAAGAAGCUAGAGAAAGUGUUCAAAGGAGCAGAUCGAGUAAAGCAAGUUCGACUCCAAACUCUUCGUGGAGAAUUGGAGAGGAUGCAGAUGAAAGGGUCAGAAAAUAUAAAUUUGAGAAUAUUGUGUAUGCAAUAGAAGAGUCGAAGGACCUUUCGACACUCGUAGUCGAAGAGCUCGCUGGUUCCCUCGAAGCACACGAACAACGUAAGAUGAAAAAGAAGGAAGAAGGAGUAGAGGACGCAAAUCAAAGACGAAAAGUGGGACAUCUUGCAAAAGAUUGUCGAAUCGAAAAGAAGGUAGAAGAAACAACCAAUCUAACUUUGGAAGCUGAAGCAAAUGAAGGUUUUCUCUUGAUGGCUCAAAAUGAGAUCAACACAAAUGACAAUGUUUGGUAUCUUGACUCAGGAGCAAGUAACCAUAUGUGUGGUCACAAACACUUGUUUAAAGAAAUGAGAAAGAUUGAAAAUAGAAAUGUGUCUUUCGGAGAUGCAUCGAAAGUGAAGGUCGAAGGCAAAAGAACGAUUUGUUACCUGCAGAAGGAGGGGUUGAUUGGAUCAAUUCAAGAUGUUUAUUAUGUACCAAAUCUUAAGACCAACAUCUUGAGUUUGGGACAACUUACAGAAAAAGGACAAGCUAGGACAUCUGAUUGCUCGUGUCGAAAUGGAGAGAAAUCGAAUGUACAAACUGAAUCUGAUAAACGUUCGAGAAAAAUGUUUACAAGUAAAUGUCGAAGACAAAACGUCACUAUGGCAUCUACGCUUUGGUCAUCUACAUCAUGCUUGUUUAAGAAGGUUGGCGAAAAAGAACAUGGUGCAUGGACUACCAGAUAUGGAUUAUGA
This is a messenger RNA of Lathyrus oleraceus (garden pea), 1182 nucleotides long. RefSeq lists its product as uncharacterized. The record is from RefSeq and is a predicted model, not a curated record. Lineage: Eukaryota; Viridiplantae; Streptophyta; Magnoliopsida; Fabales; Fabaceae. The transcript has 4 exons. The coding region runs from base 1 to 1182 and encodes 393 amino acids.